Molecule: messenger RNA, 1733 nt
Organism: Zerene cesonia (dogface butterfly)
Lineage: Eukaryota; Metazoa; Arthropoda; Insecta; Lepidoptera; Pieridae
Exons: 5
Coding region: 78-797 (239 amino acids)
Source: RefSeq, a predicted model, not a curated record
AAUUAAAUUGCAACCGUCAAUAAUCAAAUUAAUGUCGAUUUCAAAAUAAAUAUUGAAAAGCAAGUUGAGCUAUUACCAUGUCUGGUUUUAAAGCUUUACGUGAUAUAAGUAAACAGUUUGAAAAUGAAUUGAAACUUCACUCUUCAAAUCUAUUUUGCGCUAAAGUUGAUGAAAGUUUCGAAAAUGUUGUCGCUAAGAAAAUACGAGAUAUUUCAUUAAUCACAUCAAAACUACGAUUGUUACAGGCCAAAACAAUAUCAGCAACACCGCAAAUAAAGGAGACAAGCAAAGAUGAAAUCACAACUAUUAACGACUAUACAGAGACAAUAACAUGGAAACUUAUUGAACAGCAAAUUGUAAAGACUUUAAUGCAAACACAUUCAGUUAAAACCCUAGUCACUGCUCCUGAUAGAAGCUUAGACCCGGAGUUGCUGGAAAGAAAAGAGAAACUCAUAGCCCAGGUAACAGAAUACAGCCAGAAAGAGAGGACCCUAUUACAUUUAGAUGGGAUAUUGAAAGAGAGAGAGAUGCAACUAUUGGAAGCUAGAGAAGAGUGGGACAGAGUGUUCGGUGAUUUAAAGGACAACCAGAAUGUUCCGAGGAGUGAGGAAAGAGCGACUGGGCCUCUUCAUAAAAAAACUCCAAACGUUAGUCGACAAAAUGGAACUGAUGCGCUGGGUUAUUUCAAAACUGGUGACGUCACGAACCAGCGACUACGACUGGGCUGCGGAUCCACACAGGCGGCUGAAAGCACUAGCUCUUACGAGGCAGUGUCACACCGUACAUUCCUUCACUGAUGCUUGAUUAAAUAUUUCAUUUUAACAUCUGUUUCAUGAAUUAAGUGGUUGUUCGUCUGUGAUAUAUAUAGCCUGUGUGAGACAGUAAAGAUGGAGUUUUGCAAGCGGUUCAGUAGUUUUUGUGUGAAAGAUUACAAACAUACAAACAAAAGCACCAAUGCUUCGUUCGUUAGCUUAAAUGUUAUAAGUCGUCCUCGCGGUUAAAGUAAAUUCCUAUGGAAAAUGUUUAAUCGCGGUAUAAAGCCCAUUUCACUGUUUUAGCCUCUCUAUUUAUAUACAAAAAUCAUAUCACACUAUCCUUGCGACGUGAAAUAAAGACCAAACAUACUUUCUGUUUAUUAUAUUAGUUUAAUUAUAUGUAUUAUCCUACUGAUAUUAUAAACGCUAAAAUUUGUGAGGAUGGGUGUGUGUGUAGGUGUAAGUAUGUUUCUUACUCUCACGCAAAACUACUGAACCGAUUUCAAUGAAAUUUGUUACAUAGACAGAUGGACAACUGGAAUGACAUGUAGGCAACUUUUUAUCCCGUUAUUCCUACGAGAUACAGACUCACGCGAAUGAAACCGCGAGUCGCAGCUAGUAUUGCAAUAAAUUGUAAAUGUUACAUAGAGCAGAUUUCACAGAUUCUGAAUAUAUUCCAUUGGACUUUUCUGUAAGUUAAAAUGUAAGAAAUAUAUUAUGUUAUGAAAAAUCUUCAAAAGGUUAAAUAGAAUCUCAGGGGCAUUAUAUUAUUAUAUAUAAGUAAAAGACAAAAAUAGAAUUGCAAUUAUUUAUUCAAAUUUAUUAAAUUCAUGUUGUAUAAUGCUACACAAAACUAAAUGUAUAUGCUGUUGUGUUAUUGUCAAAUAAAUAUAGUCCUAAAUUUAAAUCAGGUAAUCAAAUCAAAAACAGUACCACAUAGAACUGUUGAUCGUGUAAAAAUUGCCAGAAAAAAAAAAA